This is a messenger RNA of Spirometra erinaceieuropaei, 707 nucleotides long. The record is from the annotation of a GenBank genome assembly. NCBI's taxonomy places the organism in Eukaryota, Metazoa, Platyhelminthes, Cestoda, Diphyllobothriidea, Diphyllobothriidae.
AUGCUUGGGCUCCACACCGUCUGCAGGCUUACCGUGGUCGCGGACGUAAAACACAACAUCGAAACACUCAAAAUCGGAACAACACUCUCUCUUCUCCCUCCUCCUCCUCCUCCCCGCCACCACGCUCGCCAGACUGGUAGGUUGAAUCCGCUCACUCUGGCAGCCUGAAAUGUUCGUUUCCUUUAGACAACCUGAGGAGCAACCGACCGGAACGGAGAACAUUGCUAGUGGCCCGGGAACUGGCGCGCUACAAGGUGGACAUCGCCGCACUCAGCGAGACUCGAUUCUCCAAACAAGGCCAGCUAGAGGCAGACGCCGGCUACACCUUCUUCUGGAUCGGUCACCCCGAAGCAGAGCAACGGGACGCGGGCGUCGCCUUUGCCAUCCGGAACGACAUCGUGGGACGACUGCUCUGUCUGCCGCAGGGCAUCAACGAUUGUCUGAUGAGCCUCCGCCAGCCUCUCCGGGGAGGCAAAUUCGCCACCAUCAUCAGCGCCUACGCUCCCCCAAUGACUAGCCCCGUCGAGGCGAGGAACAAAUUCUACGAGGAUCUGUACGCCUUCCUGGAGACUGUGUCGAAGGCGCAUAAGUUGAUUGUCCUUGGCAACUUCAACGUCCGCGUCGGCACAGACCAUGCUGUCUGGAGAGGAGUGCUAGGCCCCUGUGGUCUCAACGGCUCCAAUGACAAUGGCCUGCUCCUUCUAUGA